AUGACUUUAAUGGAAUUUGUGCAACAUUAUGAAGAACAAUGUGAGAAGAUGCGGUUAGCUGAAGCUAAUGAAGAUUAUCGUAGUAAGCAUGGCAUAAUACAAAUGAAAGCGAAGGAUUCCAAAAUGCUGAAACAAGCAACUUGUGUUUACACAAAUAAUAUUUAUUACUUAUUUGAAGAUGAGGUGCUUUCUAGUUUGGCAGUGAAAUUGGAGUUGUUAUCAAAUCUUUCUACAAUCUUCAUUUAUCGUGCUUUUGUGGGAGGUGAUAAGCAUUACAUUAUAAAUUUUGAUUCAUCUAAUUUUAAUGUAGUGUGUUCUUGUAAGUUGUUUGAGUCUACUGGGUGGUUGUGUCGGCAUGCACUGAAGGUUUUCAAUUUAUGGAAUAUUCAUGAUAUACCAUCUCAAUAUAUUCUAGAAAGAUGGACAAAGUAUGUGAAAUCUAAACAGCCUCCAUUUGAAGUUGGUGGGUCGUCUAGAAAUAAGAAAUCAUCUUUGACUCUAGAAAGAAGCAUCUUACUUCAGAAAUCUUAUCGCGCUAUCAAUCACUUGGUUAUGACCGCUGAGGGAAAAAGUUUGGCCAAGAAACAUGUGCAAUUAAUGUGGGAGGAUGCACAAAAACUUAUGGAAACCUUCAAUCCAAAUAAAGAAAAUGACAAUACUUCUAGUGAUCUCACGAAGAUUGGUGGACAUUUAGAGGAAAUGAUUGUGCUGGAUCCUUCACAUGUGAAAGCAAAAGGAGUAACGAAUGCUCGAAUAAAAAGCUAUUUGGAGAAAAGGAAACGUAGGCAAAAAAAAGGGCAACCAUUACACAACACUUAUAAUGUGCCCAGUGCUCCAGUGCUUUCUCUCCCACCUGUUCAUGCUCCAACUCUUCAUUCAUUUGGGCAACAACUACAUACAAACAUUUUCAAUCCUGGUGUUAUUCAUACGUCACUCCAAUGCGAGCAACAAGUCAGACCGCAAUCCGCUAUGAAAGAACCAGAAAAUGAACACAUUGACCUUUCGAAUCAGCUUUUUCAAUCAUUACUGGACUCGAUACAACACACAGAACUUCAGAGGCAAGUGACCCUCCUCGGCGGCAAGCUUAAGACGCAGAACGACGUCGAUUCGGUCUCGGUGAAGCUGGACCGGCAGAUCAGAGACUUCGGCGUUUUGAUCAAGAGCGGGGUGCUACACGACGACGCCGUUCUGAGGUCGUCGAAGAGGGAGUCCGAUCGAGUCGAGGCUCGGAACUUGAUAACUCGGUUGCAGAUUGGGAGUCGUUCUGAGGUCGUCGUCGACGUUGAAGAAGGAGUCCGUACGAGUCGAGGCUCGGAAGUUGAUAACUCGAUUGCAGAUUGGGAGCACCGAGUCGAAGAACUCGGCGUUGGACUCACUGCUGGGGUUGAUUCAGGAGGACGACAAGAAUGUGUUGAUUGCGAUGGCGCAGGGGAUCAUCCCGGUGGUCGUCGAGCUCGACGCCGGAGGUCAAAGAGAAUACGUCACGGCCGUCGCUAG
Molecule: messenger RNA, 1497 nt
Organism: Cornus florida
Lineage: Eukaryota; Viridiplantae; Streptophyta; Magnoliopsida; Cornales; Cornaceae
Product: protein FAR1-RELATED SEQUENCE 4-like
Exons: 4
Coding region: 1-1497 (498 amino acids)
Biological process (GO): regulation of DNA-templated transcription
Molecular function (GO): zinc ion binding
Source: RefSeq, a predicted model, not a curated record